This is a messenger RNA of Rattus rattus (black rat), 1149 nucleotides long. It is a transcript of the gene Thap7, whose product is annotated as THAP domain containing 7. Gene Ontology annotation, biological process: regulation of DNA-templated transcription. Gene Ontology annotation, cellular component: nucleus. The transcript is spliced from 5 exons. The record is from RefSeq and is a predicted model, not a curated record. Bases 111 to 1040 code for a protein of 309 amino acids. Lineage: Eukaryota; Metazoa; Chordata; Mammalia; Rodentia; Muridae.
CGGUCCCGCCCCUUGGGGGCCGGCGCCACGGGCGUCGGAGUCUCUCUGCUACCAACUUCCGUAUUGACCCACCCAUCGCGAGAUUUUGGCGGCGCAGCAAUGGCAAGACCAUGCCGCGACACUGCUCCGCCGCCGGCUGCUGCACACGGGAUACACGCGAGACUCGCAACCGCGGCAUCUCCUUCCACAGACUUCCCAAGAAAGACAACCCCAGGCGCGGCUUGUGGCUGGCCAACUGUCAGCGGCUGGACCCCAGCGGCCAGGGCCUGUGGGAUCCGACCUCUGAGUACAUCUACUUCUGCUCCAAACACUUCGAGGAAAACUGCUUUGAGCUGGUGGGAAUCAGUGGGUAUCACAGGCUGAAGGAAGGGGCAGUCCCCACCAUAUUUGAGUCUUUCUCCAAGUUGCGUCGAACAGCCAAGACCAAGGUGCAUGGUUAUCCACCUGGCCUGCCUGAUGUCAGCCGGCUCCGGCGUUGCAGGAAGCGCUGCUCUGAAAGACAAGGACCCACAAUUCCAUUUUCUCCACCUCCUCGUGCUGAUAUCAUACGCUUUCCUGUGGAAGAAGCCUCAGCACCUGCCACUCGGCCUGCAUCCCCAGCUGCGAGGCUGGACCCUGGCCUUAACAGCCCCUUCUCAGAUCUCUUGGGCCCUCUAGGUGCUCAAGCGGAUGAAGCGGGCUGUAGUGCACAGCCUUCACCAGAGCAGCACCCCUCCCCUCUUGAGCCACAGCAUGUCUCCCCAUCUACAUACAUGUUGCGGCUGCCGCCACCCGCUGGAGCCUACAUCCAGAAUGAGCAUAGCUACCAAGUGGGGAGCGCCUUGCUCUGGAAGAGGAGAGCUGAAGCAGCUCUUGAUGCUUUGGAUAAGACCCAGCGCCAGCUGCAGGCCUGCAAGAGGCGGGAGCAGCGGCUUAGGCUGCGACUGACCAAGCUGCAGCAGGAACGGGCCCGGGAGAAGCGAGCUCAGGCAGAUGCUCGCCAGACCCUGAAGGACCAUGUACAGGACUUUGCUAUGCAGCUGAGCAGCAGCAUGGCCUGAUAAAGGGACCACACACCCGGCUCUGGCCUCCUCUUCUCAGAGACACUUGACUGGAACCGCAUCCACCGAGCUGGCCACAUGUCACAAUAAAGUGGAUGCUAGCUAGAGA